This is a messenger RNA of Anopheles stephensi (Asian malaria mosquito), 2220 nucleotides long. Its product is annotated as homeotic protein female sterile-like. Bases 605 to 2152 code for a protein of 515 amino acids. The transcript is spliced from 3 exons. The record is from RefSeq and is a predicted model, not a curated record. Lineage: Eukaryota; Metazoa; Arthropoda; Insecta; Diptera; Culicidae.
ACUUUCCACAACGAUGUAACGCAACACAUUUCGAGAAUGAACCAGAAAACCCGUCAGCAAAGCAAAAGAACAAUAAAAAGUACCAUGUAAUCAACAGCACCGUCAACAAACCGAUCACACAACGUCUUCCGUCCAUGCGUCAGUGAUUUACAGUCUGUGAAAUAUCGUGUAACGAUUUUAACCUAUUGUGCAACCACGAAUCUCCAUCUAAUGAUGAUGAUAGAAAUGAUAAAACUACAAAGCAAUUAUAUGUAGCACGCCUAGAUUCAACCGCUCGAAGCUUGUGCCAUACAGCAUACAUCGAUUAAGAAGUGAUGGAAGUUUGCUGAAAAUUGUUGCAUACAAAACUGGAUGAAUGUUCAACUUUAACCGUACAAAUGAAUGUGUGCCUAAUGUUUGUGAUUUUCUGAUGGAGCUGCUCAUGAAACUUGUAUCGUUUUAACCAUUUGUGAUCAUGACCUGCUGAUGUGAAUUUUGUGGCAAACAACUAGCAGCAUUGUGAAACAAAUUGAGUGCCAAUCCAACCCGCAGGACUUGGAGUGAACUUUGCGUGCCAAACCGCACCGAAACUCGUGCAAUAGAAGUGAGAGAAGGAAGAGCGAGAAUGUCUGCAUCACCUGAAAUGCAUCAUCAGCACCAGCAACAGCUUCAGCAGGAAGCUAACGGUGCCGCGCCGUUGCAGGGUGAGCUAAAGUCUGCGAGUGCUGAAGGAACACCUCCGCCAGAGCUGGCCACUAUGACGACCGUGAGCGUGCUGGAUCUGCAUAAGGAUUAUAAUGGUGGUGCUGGUGUUAGUCCCGGUGGGGCAGCUACAGGGUCAGUCACGUCACCGCACACCAUCGUCCACGAUGGUGCCACCGAUAUGAGUCUUCCGGACGACGGGACGACGGAGAAGGUGUACGACAAGGAGACGAACACUGUGUACGUCUAUACGACGGCUGCCGGGGCAGCAGGACAUAAGCUAGCUGCGAAUGCACAUCACCAUCAGCUGACUACGAUCGUGCACGGUCAGCAGCAGCAACAGCAAAUGCACUCACCGGAUCAGCUGCAUCCGAGCGAACAUCACGCUGUCGCCGAACAGAAUCUGCUCCAUGCUCGACUGAUCCAGCAGCAACAGCAGCAACAGUCAUCGGACGAGCAACAGCAGCACUUGCAGCGAAUGUCCCCGGUCGAUCAACAUCAGCAGCAACACCAUCAGCAGCACCCUCAGGUGCACCCGGACGAUGGUAGCAUCAUCGAUGGGCAUCGUUUGCUACCGGCAACCAUCAAUGGUAACGAUGCUGGUGAUCCACAGCAGCAGCAGCAGCAGCACCAUCAGCAUCCGCACCUCGGUCGAAUGUCACCGGAGGAGCAUCAGGGUGGGGUACGGUUGCUCGAGGACAGUCACAUACAGCGACUGCUCGGCAAUCAGGAAAUUAUCAGUCGAGACAUCAUAAACGGUGAGCAUCACAUCAUAACACGCAACGAGAACGGGGAAACGAUCCUGACCCGCAUUGCCAUCUCGACCGCUGACCAGCUGCUGAAUCGGAUGGAUAAUAGCAUCAUCUACACCACGACUAGCGGUGGUGGCGGUGCCGGUGGGGCAGUCGGUGUUGGCCCUCAGGAACAACUACCGACCACGGUGCUACAGUACGAGAAGGACGUGGAGGACAAACAUCAGCAGCACCAUGGUCAUCCACACGCGGCACCCCACACGCAUCAACCGCAGACGAUCUACACGACGGCGGCCGGUGGACCCGCACCGGACCAGACGCAGACGAAGCAGAUCGUGUACACGCUCGGCGGUGGUGAACCGAAGAACGUUAUCUAUGGUGAUCCGAAGGCAGCUAUGCCACACUUCGAGGCGGUUCCGGGUGCCGGUGGUGGUGGUGGUGGCGGUGGCGCCGCCAGUGGUCCCGGCGGAUCGGGCGAGGAAGAUAAACCUCAGAUCGACUACGUGUACAACGAGGGCAACAAAACGGUGAUCUACACCGACCAGAAGGGGCUGGAAAGUUUGUACGCGAACAAUGAGCUCGGGCUGAUCGACGGUACGCAGAUUGUGGUGCAGGGCAAUCUGCAGUACACGCAGCAGCAGGGCCCGGACGGUACGACCGUGUACGUGGUGUCCUCGGAUAUGAACCCGGAAGAUAUUAGCGGCCUUCAGCAAAGGUAAGCGAAGGAUGUAAACUGUGCUCAAUCAACCCGAGCAAACGAUUCAUCUCCAGACCUAGCGUGUGAGUG